UAAGUUGGUCCAGAGGAGCCAGCAUUUCCCCCGACGAAAUAGAAAACAUGGCGUCCUAGAAGUCACGUUUGAAGGAGACCGGUUCUUCCAUGGUGGAUAUUGCAAUAUUAUAUCAAAUUUUAGUUUAUAAUGCAGUCACGGAUUUCUUAAGUGUCUAAAGUAAUGGCUUGGUAAAAUUGUUUUAAUACCGACACAUAUAAUGUUUUACUGUUAGACUAGCCGGUUUAUGGAACCCGAUAUGUGAUAUUAUGUUUAGCAUCCACGGUUAUUAUCGUGUUUGUAGAAUUGCAUAGAUGUAAGCCGUAAGGCUUAUGUAGCUUGUACGAAAACUCGUCACUUUUCGAAGGGUCUGGAAACUGCAUGUCAAAGUUGCAGUUACGGAUUGUAGUGCCAUGAAUUGUGCACGCCGUCUCGCGCGGAUAACCAUUAGGGGAUUUGCACCUUAUGCAACGGUAACUGCCCGGGAGUCAGCAAAAUGCCUUAAUCCUUACGGGAGUGGCGUUCAGACGUUAAGGGCUUUCCACGCGGGCUUCGGGCAUCUUAAGGACCAGUCCGUUUCCAGGGGCGAUGGGCAUCCCAGGCAUGAGGGGUCCCUGGUUACCCAUGACAGCCUGUUUGAGCAGGCAGCUGUGGAGGCCCGGACCAAGGCCAUGUUUAACCGGGUGCUGGAGGUCUUCGUUAGGAAGGACAUUCGGCGCCGGGGCCACGUCGAGUUCAUUUACGCGGCCCUGAGGAAGAUGCCUGAGUUUGGGGUGGAGCGCGACAUCACCGUCUACAACAAGCUCUUGGACGUCUUCCCCAAGGAGGUCUUCGUGCCCCGAAACUUCAUCCAGCGCAUGUUUAACCAUUACCCCCGGCAACAGGAGUGUGCGGUGCAGCUGCUGGAACAGAUGGAGAACUACGGGAUCUUGCCCAACGUGGAGACCAAAGUUCUCUUGGUGCAGAUCUUUGGAGAGAAGAGCCACCCCAUGCGGAAAUACCAGCGGCUGAUGUACUGGUUUCCCAAAUUCAAGCACACGAACCCGUACCCUGUCCCCCAGGAUCUCCCACAGGACCCGCUGGACUUGGCGCGCCUCAGUCUCACCCGCGUAGCGGCGGACCCAGAUGCGUGUGUCACCGUCUAUCAGAUGCCCUCUACAGAUGUAUCUGAGACCAUAGUCGCAGACGUGUCGCUCCCCUACGUUGUCGGAAUUCAGAGUCCGGAGCAGAGAAGCCUGCUAGCCAAACACAAUGCCAGCAGGCCGGUGUUUGUGGAAGGACCCUUCCCUCUGUGGCUGAGGAAGACCUGUGUGUACUACUAUGUGCUGAGAGCUGACCCCGUGCCGCCGGAGGAAAAGGUUCAAGAGCCCGUUGACCCGGAGAGGAGUUUCUUCUAUCCGCUGGAACUCGACUUGGAUUUGGAGCGAGAUCUGGGCGAUGACGACAGCUUUGACGUGGAUGAAGUGGAGGAGGGCCCCAUCUUUGCCAUGUGUAUGGCCAGCCGGGGGGACCAGGCCACCCUCGCCAAGUGGAUCGCCGGCCUGCAGCAGACCAACCCCGUGCUGGGCCGGGCGCCCACCCUCUUCCGGCUGGAGUCUGUCUCCCGGGAGAUUCAACGGGCAGGGGAGUCUGAGCCGGGGGCGGAGCCUGGCCUGGAAGAGGAGCCUCCCCACCGCCAGGCUAUGAAGCAGUGAUCGCUGAUGGGGGCUCUGCGGCGCCACCUACUGUCCCACUGGUUAAGAUAGAUCAUUGCAACAGUUCUCAAUUCUGUCCCUGCCCCCCCGCCCCCGCCAGAACAUUUUCAUUCCAACCCACACUGCUUUCAACCUGCCGCAUUCAAUAUUAGCCUAUUAAGGACCAUAUAAACCUUAUUUAGGCAGGGAUGGAAUGGAAACGGUGGGGGGGGGGGGGCUAGGAACAGGAUCGAGAACCACAGGAUGACUGUAACCGCAGAACAGGUUGUAUUUUUGAAUGUGAGUGUGGAGGAGGUCUUAAUGACAUCCUGUCAGGCGCCGAUUCGCUCGCUCCCGGCACGGACCGACCAUCUGCAAUAGUAGUUCAAUCUACAUUAUUUAUGGAAUUUUCUUUAAGGUAGAAUAUCAGACUGUGUACAAGAAAUAAGUAUUACACAGUAACAGCAGCAAAGUAAUGAUGAAUCGCAACAAUAAUAAUUAUAUGUUCAUAAUUAUGUAUGUGAUAAUAUACAAGUGUACCUUUUAUAAAAUACAGAAAAAAAUGCACAA
This is a messenger RNA of Paramormyrops kingsleyae, 2222 nucleotides long. RefSeq names its product ECSIT signaling integrator (gene ecsit). Gene Ontology annotation, cellular component: mitochondrion. Gene Ontology annotation, biological process: cell surface receptor protein serine/threonine kinase signaling pathway; innate immune response. NCBI's taxonomy places the organism in Eukaryota, Metazoa, Chordata, Actinopteri, Osteoglossiformes, Mormyridae. Gene Ontology annotation, molecular function: protein binding. The record is from RefSeq and is a predicted model, not a curated record.